CAUAUCCGUUUCCCAUAUUUACAAAUUAGAAGAAACAAUAAAAUAAAGGUCUUAUAAAGAGUAAACGCAACGACGCUGCUACUGCUAGGGUUUCGUUUUUCUCCUCUCUCCACCGCUUCCUUUCAGAUCUCUCUCUUUCUCUUCUUCUCUUCCCAAGGUUCUUUCGAAAAGAUGUCUCGCGUGUAUGUUGGUAACUUGGAUUCGCGAGUCACCGAGAGGGAUCUCGAGGACGAAUUCCGUGUUUUCGGGGUUAUACGAAGUGUUUGGGUUGCGCGGAGACCACCAGGUUAUGCUUUUAUUGACUUUGAUGACCGGAGAGACGCGCAGGAUGCAAUUCGUGAAUUGGAUGGCAAGAAUGGUUGGAGGGUUGAGCUUUCCCACAAUUCUAGAGGUGGAGGUGGUGGCCGAGGUCGCUCUGGCGGUUCUGAUUUGAAAUGUUAUGAGUGUGGUGAACCUGGUCAUUUUGCUCGUGAAUGUCGCUUGCGUGGUGGUUCUGGAAGACGCCGUAGCCGUAGUCCACCCCGAUUUCGUAGGAGCCCAAGUUAUGGGCGAAGGAGUUAUAGUCCUCGUGGGCGAUCCCCUAGGCGCCGCAGUUUGUCACCUCGUGGACGUAGCUACAGCAGGUCACCUCCUUAUCGUGGGCGAGAGGAGGUUCCAUAUGCUAAUGGAAAUGGCAUUAGGGAACGACGCAGAAGCAGAAGUUGAUUUGGAGAGUUGGUAAUUGUGAUUGUUAAGAGAAUAGUGAGAUUUUGUUAAUGUAGUGGUGCUUAGACUGAAGUAUGAGUAUGUUUUGUUGGGCAAGGCCCUAAGUUUUUACUCUUGGAUUGGAUUAGUUUCUUUGUCUCAGAUUGUGUUGAAUUUACUAGCAGAAUAUUUGUAGUUUCAUUGCAGGUAAUGAAUUCUUUAAGGUCUUUGCUACUAGUUUGUUAAAGACUUAAAAGUGUUCCAGAUCUUUAUACACUACAGUUUAUGAUUUUCUUCAC
Molecule: messenger RNA, 983 nt
Organism: Cajanus cajan (pigeon pea)
Lineage: Eukaryota; Viridiplantae; Streptophyta; Magnoliopsida; Fabales; Fabaceae
Gene: RSZ22
Product: serine/arginine-rich 22
Molecular function (GO): RNA binding; zinc ion binding
Source: RefSeq, a predicted model, not a curated record